Telopea speciosissima is the source of this 1591-nucleotide messenger RNA. RefSeq names its product actin-like. The coding region runs from base 201 to 1334 and encodes 377 amino acids. The record is from RefSeq and is a predicted model, not a curated record. Lineage: Eukaryota; Viridiplantae; Streptophyta; Magnoliopsida; Proteales; Proteaceae. The transcript has 5 exons. Gene Ontology annotation, cellular component: cytoplasm.
AUAGAAAAGGGCGCAAGGAAGGGCAGCUGUGAUCAGAGGUCGUUAAGAGAGGAGGUCAGAAAUAUAGAGAGAGGAAGAUUGGGUUGUAAGAAGAAGAGGGACGAGAAGAGAGACAGAAAUUGAGAGAGGGUUCUCAGAGACUCUCAACGAAAGCACGAUCUAGGGUUUCAAACCAAAAAAAAAAAAGUAGGCAAUAGAAGAUGGCAGAUAGCGAGGACAUUCAGCCUCUCGUUUGUGACAAUGGGACAGGAAUGGUGAAGGCUGGAUUUGCUGGAGAUGAUGCUCCAAGGGCUGUGUUCCCUAGCAUUGUGGGUCGCCCACGCCACACAGGUGUAAUGGUUGGUAUGGGCCAGAAAGAUGCUUAUGUUGGGGAUGAGGCUCAGUCCAAGCGUGGUAUUUUAACUCUCAAAUAUCCAAUUGAGCAUGGAAUUGUAAGCAACUGGGAUGACAUGGAGAAGAUCUGGCAUCACACUUUCUACAAUGAGCUCCGUGUGGCCCCUGAAGAGCACCCUGUUCUCCUCACUGAAGCACCUCUCAACCCCAAGGCUAACCGUGAGAAGAUGACCCAGAUAAUGUUUGAGACCUUCAAUGCUCCUGCCAUGUAUGUUGCAAUCCAGGCUGUUCUUUCCCUUUAUGCCAGUGGUCGCACAACUGGUAUCGUUCUAGACUCUGGGGAUGGUGUCAGCCACACAGUUCCAAUCUAUGAAGGUUAUGCUCUCCCACAUGCCAUCUUGCGUCUGGACUUGGCUGGCCGCGAUCUCACAGAUGCCCUCAUGAAAAUUUUGACCGAGCGUGGUUACUCUUUCACGACCACUGCAGAGCGUGAAAUUGUCAGGGACAUGAAAGAGAAGCUGGCUUACAUUGCUCUGGACUAUGAACAAGAACUAGAAACAGCCAAGACCAGCUCAUCUGUGGAGAAGAGCUACGAGUUGCCUGAUGGGCAGGUCAUUACCAUCGGAGCUGAACGCUUCCGAUGUCCAGAGGUCCUCUUCCAGCCAUCCAUGAUCGGUAUGGAGGCUGCUGGCAUACAUGAGACAACUUACAAUUCCAUUAUGAAAUGUGAUGUUGAUAUCAGGAAGGAUCUGUAUGGCAACAUUGUACUCAGUGGUGGAUCCACUAUGUUCCCUGGCAUUGCUGACAGAAUGAGCAAGGAGAUCACAGCACUAGCUCCCAGCAGCAUGAAGAUCAAGGUGGUGGCUCCACCGGAAAGGAAGUACAGUGUCUGGAUUGGAGGUUCCAUCUUGGCAUCCCUCAGCACUUUCCAACAGAUGUGGAUUGCAAAGGCUGAGUAUGAUGAAUCUGGGCCAUCAAUCGUGCAUAGGAAAUGCUUCUGAUCAUGCAAUAGCAGGGCAUGUAUUGACAAAGAGGAUUAAGCCGCAUCAUAGAAAUGCUUCUGACCAAGCACAUCUGGAGAAAUGCUGUUUUCUUUCUUUAUUUCCCCUUUCCUCUCUCUUUGUACCUCUCAUUUUAAUGAUGACCUUAAACGGGGUGAGAAUUUUCACGCCUGGGAAUCCCAAUUUUUUCAUUUAUUGUUUCAUCUUAGAGGCUGUGUUUGUGUGUUAAGAGUAAUACUACUUGGCUUUGGAUUGAA